CUUUUUGGACAGCACGCUCCAGCGCCUCAACAGCGAUGUGCUCUGUUUGCUUUUUCUGACACAAAUAAAGCUGGAGCUCUGCCAGGCAGAAAGGGGAAGGAAGCCAGGGAAAAAAAGAACCCAUGGUGUGAGGAAUGUCUUUUGCAGAAGUGCCUGAGGGGGAAAAAAACAACAAAGGAGAGCUGGGAGUCUCCGGGAGAGUCGGCCAGUCCAUCCCAGCAAGGCUCAGCAUCUCUGCUCCUCCAGGACAAGCUCUGGGCUCCUCUCAAACCUUCCCGAGGUUCAAAGAUGAAGACAGUCCAGAGGAAUAUAAGCGUAUUCCAGCAAACUAAAAUUCUCCUGUGGAAAAAUGUCCUGAUCAAGUGGAGGAUGAAGAUGCAGAGCUUUCAGGAGUGGAUCCUGUCCCUGCUCUUCCUGCCCCUGGUGUUCAUGGUGGCCUCUCUCAUGCACCAGAGCCACUAUGCCGAGGUGCCCUUCACCCUCCUGGGCCACCUGGACGACCCUGCCUUCAACGCCACCGGGGCCACCGUCACCUUCACCCCCGCCACGGCCACCACCAGGCACAUCAUGAGCAGGGUGGCCUCCAGCUCCGUCAUGAAGGGUAUAAAUCUAGAGGAAGUGGAGGAUGAGAGAGCCAUGAAGAAAGCCUGGAUUUCAAAUGAGGAAAUUAUAGGAGUUGUAUUUAAGGACAACUUCUCCUACCACCUCAGGUUUCCUUCCUCCCACAUGGUUAUUCCCAAUGAAGUCGUUGGAGAUGUAGACAGCUGCCAUAACUUCUCCUGGGAGUACUGUGAGAGCCCAAGGUACUGGUACAAAGGCUUCCUGUCCCUGCAGUCCAGCAUUGAUGCUGCCAUCAUAGAGAUGGUGACAAACCAUUCUGUUUGGGAAGAGAUGAAAUCCAUUGCUGGCGUCAGGAUGAAGUCCCAGAGCAUCCUCUUCUCCAUCAGCCUGGAGUACAGUUACUUCAUGGUUGUUAUUGUGAUGUGCUUCUUACCCUUCAUGUAUUUCUUAUCAAGGCAUGUCACACGAGAAAAGAAGCAGCUCAAAGUGUUGAUGAAGACCAUGGGGCUGCAGGACAUUGCAUUUUGGCUGUCCUGGAGUUUGCUGUACUCUCUGUACGUGCUGCUCUUCUCCUGCCUGCUGACAGCCCUGCUGCUCAGGGAGCCCUUCUACACCAGCAGCUUCCCUGCAGUCUCACUCCUCCUCUUCCUCUACGGCCUGGCCUGUAUCCACCUGGUUUUCAUGCUCAGCUCCCUCCUAAAGACUGCCAAGCUUGUCAGCUCCAUGGGCUUCCUCAUCAUCUUCAUCUUUGGCUUCCUGAGCCUGGCAGUGCUGAUAGAAGAGGUCCCCGAGCCGCUGAAGUGGUUUCUUGGUCUCCUGUGUCCUUUUGCAUUCAACACUGGCAUCGCCAAGAUUUUCCAUUUAGAGAAAUAUGAAAUAGGUUUCUCCUUUUCCAACCUUAUGGAGGAAGCACACUUUUUAUUUUCAACAUACAUACUGCUGGUGUUUGACUCGGUCUUGUACAUGCUGCUGGCUCUGUAUUUCGACAAAAUUCUGCCAGGCAAAUAUGGGAUGCCAGACCCUCCCCUGUUCUGCCUGAAGGCCUCGUACUGGAUGAGGAGCAGGAGAGGCUCCACCAGGGACGUGCCCAGAGCCUCAGCAAACCCUGAGGAGCAGCUUGGGGAUGAUGUGGAGCCCGUGCCCCCCGAAUUCCUGGGGAAAGAGGCCAUCAGGAUCCACAAUAUUAAAAAAGCCUAUAAGAAGAAGGACAAGAAGACAGAAGCUUUAAGAGGCCUGUCUUUAACCAUUUAUGAGGGUCAGAUCACUGCCUUGCUGGGCCACAGUGGGGCUGGCAAGACAACGCUGCUGAAUGUGCUCAGUGGGCUCAGCUUCCCUUCAGAAGGCUCUGCCACCAUCUACAACUACAAACUGUCUGAAAUGGGAGACAGGGAGGAGAUCAGGGGCUUGGUGGGGAUUUGCCCCCAGUUCAACUCGCACUUCGAGGUCUUGACAGUGAGAGAAAACCUGAAAACUUUUGCUGAAAUCAAGGGCAUCAAGUCCAAAGAGGUGGAGCAAGAGGUGGAGAACAUUCUGGAACUGCUGGAUAUCAGCAACAUUCAAGACACUCAAGCUGAAAAACUGAGUGGUGGACAGAAAAGGAAGUUAUCCAUUGGAAUAGCCAUGCUUGGAAACCCCCAGGUUUUGCUGCUGGACGAGCCCACAGCAGGGCUGGAUCCCCUCUCCAGGCACCAGGUGUGGAGCCUGCUGCGGGAGCGGCGCGCGGGGCGGGCGAUCCUCUUCAGCACCCAGUUCAUGGACGAGGCUGAUAUCCUGGCAGACCGCAAGGCUUUUAUCUCGCACGGGAGGCUGAAGUGUGUGGGCUCUUCUCUGUUCCUGAAGAAAAAAUGGGGGAUUUGCUAUCAUUUAAGGAUCCAUGUCAGUGAGUCCUGUGACCUGGAGAAUCUGACAUCCCUGGUGAAAGGGCACAUCCCCAAUGCCACCUUCUCAGGACACACCCAAUAUGAACUGAGAUAUAAACUGCCCUUAGAAAAUGUGAAUAAAUUCCCAGAUCUGUUCAGCGGCCUCGACAGCUGCUCUGAGCAGGGAAUUAUCAACUAUGGAGUCAGUUUGACCACCCUGGAGGAUGUGUUCCUGAGGCUGGAGGGAGAAGCCACGGCUGAUCCAGAAGACGAUCCCAUCCCUGGGGAGGAGUGGGGAGCAGCAGCGGGGAGCCCCGAGGAGGCGCGGCCGUGCUCGCAGCUGCUCGCAGACCCCAGCACAGCACUGAGGCAGGAGCUGGCCCUCUGGAGGCAGCAGAGCUCUGCCAUGGCACGGGUGCACUUCCUGCAGCUCAAGAGCUCGGUGAAGAACCUGCGCUCCAUCCUGCUGCUCUACGCGGUUUUCCUGCUUCCUCUGGUGUUGCAGCUGUGCGUGGUGGCUGGCUGGCAGAGCGUGAGUGCCUGGCAGCUCUCUCCUGAGCGCUACUUCUUGCCCCUGGGGAGGAGACCCCACCUGGACGCCACCACCCUCCUGGUCUACAACCACACAGGCACAGGCAUUGACGACUUCAUCCAUGUGCUGCAGAGCCAGGAUCUUACAGUGGAAAUGGCAAAGGAGGAAAAUAUCACGGAGGAACUCCAACACAACGGGGCUAUAAAAGUGUCCCGCAAAGGUCAGAGCUACAGGUUCACGGUGCUGUGCCACUUGGAGGCCAUCAACUGCUUCCCAGUGCUGGUGAACGUCAUCAGCAACACCCUGCUGAGAACCCUCAACUCCACCGAGCACAUCCAGGUCUGGAGCCACCCCUUCUUCUCUCCAGAGAAUGACACUGGUAUCUUCAUCAUAUGGUACCAAAGAAAAAUUCAUCUCGUAGCACUUCAGAAAAGGCUAGGGGGCACAGGCAUUGACGACUUCAUCCAUGUGCUGCAGAGCCAGGAUCUUACAGUGGAAAUGGCAAAGGAGGAAAAUAUCACGGAGGAACUCCAACACAACGGGGCUAUAAAAGUGUCCCGCAAAGGUCAGAGCUACAGGUUCACGGUGCUGUGCCACUUGGAGGCCAUCAACUGCUUCCCAGUGCUGGUGAACGUCAUCAGCAACACCCUGCUGAGAACCCUCAACUCCACCGAGCACAUCCAGGUCUGGAGCCACCCCUUCUUCUCUCUGUUUCAUCGAGGAUACUGGGAUUAUUUUAUGUCUUUUUACGUCAUUUACAUGCUGCUGUUGUUCCCUGGUUUUCCUCCUCACUUUGCAAUGGGCUACACGCAGGAUUGCAAGGCAGGAGCUCGUGCCCAGCUCAGGAUCUCAGGGCUCUUCCCCUCAGCCUACUGGUGUGGCCAGGCACUGGUGGACAUCCCACUCUGCUGGAUCCUGCUCUUCUCCAUGUUUGGGCUCCAGUUUGCCAUAAGCAACAAGGUUUCUGGCAGUGCCAGCACCUUCUUCUUGCUGGUCACGGGGAUGUUGGGUUAUGGGAUUUCCCUCGUUCUCUUAAUGUACCUGAUCUCCUUCAACUCCCGCAAAGGAUGGAGCUGUGAUCUUUGGUCUUUUAUCCUGAUACUGGUGUGCUUUAUUACUUUUUUCAUCGACAGAGUCGUCGAUCACAUCGACAGCUCCAACAUCACCUUCUACAUUUUGUCCCUCCUGGUUCCUUUGUACCCCCUGAUGGGUUUUGUGUUCUACUGCCUGCACAUUUUCAUGGAGGACUCUGAGAUGUUUAGUGUGCCUUCAGACAGUCAUAUCCCGUUUGCUGCCUUUGCACCUUACAUCCACUCUGUGGUGUUCAUCCUUCUUCUUCGCUUUUUGGAGUUAAAAUAUGGAAAAGCAGUGCUGAGACGGGACCCAAUAUUCAGGAUUUCCCCAAGAAGAGAAAGUGGCCAGCAGCCCCCUAAGGUGCUCGAGGAGGAAGAUGAAGAUGUCAGAGCUGAGAGGGAAGCAGUGAGAAAUGCUGUGGUGGCUCCGAGGCACGAGGAGAAAUCAGUCAUUAUAGUCAACAAUCUGUGCAAGGAAUAUGAAAUAAAGCAAGCUGGCUCAUUUUUUAAGAAGAAGAAGAAAGCAGCCACCAAAAACCUUUCAUUCUGUGUUAAAAAAGGGGAAGUGUUGGGACUUCUGGGGCCCAACGGAGCAGGGAAAAGCACAGCUAUCAAAAUGAUCACUGGAGAGACAGCCCUGACUGCUGGGCAGGUGCUGAUGAAGAGGGGAGGUGGAGGAGGCUCCCAGGAGCAGGCUCCUGCAUUCCUGGGGUACUGCCCCCAGGAGAACCCCCUGUGGCUGGACCUGACCCCGCAGCAAAUUGUGAUUGGUCUGCAGCUUCAAGACUACUUAAACAAAAAAGUCAGAAAACUACCUGCUGGGAUAACCAGAAAGCUGUGUGUGGCACUGUCCAUGCUGGGCAACCCCUCCGUGCUGCUCCUGGACGAGCCCUGCACUGGCAUGGAUCCCAACGGGCAGCGCCGUGUCUGGAAAGCAAUCCGGGAUGCCCUGAAAGCCAAGGAGUCAGGAGCCAUCCUGACCACGCACUACAUGGAGGAGGCAGAGGCCGUGUGUGACCGUGUGGCCAUCCUGGUGUCCGGCCAGCUCCGGUGCAUUGGCUCCAUCCAGUACCUGAAGAACAAGUUUGGCAAAGGAUACCUCCUGGAAAUCAAGGUCAAGGAUGCAGAGAGCACUGAUGUUCUGCACGCUGAGAUUCUGAAGAUUUUCCCGGGUGCAGCCCGCCAGGAGAGGUUCCCCUGCUUGCUUGUCUACAAGGUCCCAAUGAAAGAUGCACUGCCCCUGUCCCAGUCCUUCUCCAAGCUAGAGGAAGCCAAGCAGAGCUGCAGCCUCGAGGAGUACAGCUUCUCCUUGAACACUCUGACUCAGGUGUUUCUGGAGCUCUCCCGAGAGCAGGAAAAGGAUAAUUUUGAUCUGACUUUGGAUGGGACUUUCGACUGGAAACAGCUGCAGCAGGAGGACUGUUAAAUGCUCAUUUCUGCAGGGCUCAGUAUUAACCAAACUGCACACAUUUCCUGCCACUCCCCGUGCACCAGGGCGAGGGGAACAGGCUCCCCUCUGAUGCAGAUGCUCCUCCUGCUCUCUGCAGGGUCCCAGCCCUGCUCCAAGCUGCCCUUCCCAAGGCUGCUUGGUAAAACAGUGCCUGCUCUGGUGAGAGCUCUGAGCCAGGCAGGAUGAAGCAGAAGGACAGAAAGCUUUGCAGAAAGAAGGGUCCUAAUCCAUCUCUGGAGGUCAAAUCUCUCUGGAUCUGGGUGCAUCAGGGAAUCUGGACAUGCUGCCACCUCCUGGGUUCCUGUCCCACCAAUGUCUGGGACUAUGUGCCUACAAGGUGUUCUUACUGGAAUUUGCACUCUGUUUUUUAUACCCUUCCAAUAAAUGUCUCUAUAGGAACUGCA
This is a messenger RNA of Ficedula albicollis (Collared flycatcher), 5879 nucleotides long. Its product is annotated as ATP-binding cassette sub-family A member 9-like. Gene Ontology annotation, cellular component: intracellular membrane-bounded organelle; membrane. Bases 289 to 5451 code for a protein of 1720 amino acids. Gene Ontology annotation, molecular function: ATP binding; ATP hydrolysis activity; lipid carrier activity. The record is from RefSeq and is a predicted model, not a curated record. Gene Ontology annotation, biological process: transmembrane transport; lipid transport. NCBI's taxonomy places the organism in Eukaryota, Metazoa, Chordata, Aves, Passeriformes, Muscicapidae. The transcript is spliced from 42 exons.